This is a messenger RNA of Hordeum vulgare subsp. vulgare (domesticated barley), 1177 nucleotides long. RefSeq names its product callose synthase 3-like. Gene Ontology annotation, cellular component: plasma membrane. The coding region runs from base 59 to 1177 and encodes 372 amino acids. The transcript has 10 exons. The record is from RefSeq and is a predicted model, not a curated record. Lineage: Eukaryota; Viridiplantae; Streptophyta; Magnoliopsida; Poales; Poaceae. Gene Ontology annotation, molecular function: glucosyltransferase activity.
ACUAUAUAUACUGUAUAUUCAUCCCCCCCUCCUACAAAAGCAAGCAAGCAAGGAAUUAAUGGUAGCUCUCCUUCCCGGCGGGAUGGCAUCCUCCUCCUCCCCCAUCAUCGACCUCGAGGUCGUCGGUGAGCCCAUCUCGGUCAGCGAGGUUGUCCCCUCCUCGCUCGUCGAGAUCGUGCCCUUCCUCCGUGUUGCCAACGAGGUCGAGGCCAUCAACCCGCGCGUCGCAUACCUAUGUCGAUUCCACGGCGGAUUCGAGAAGGCACAUCGCCUCGACCCGCUCUCCAAUGGCCGUGGUGUCCGUCAGUUCAAGGUCGAGCUCCUGCAGAGGCUCCAAAGGGAAAACGAUCCCACCUUGAAGGGAAGGGUUGAGCAGAGCGAUGCUGACGAAAUAAAGAAUUUCUACCAUGAAUACUACAGGAUGUACAUCCAGGCGCUCCAGAAUACUGCUGAUAAAGUUGAACGUGCUCAGCUCACAAAAGCGUACCAGACUGCAGCUGUGUUGUUUGAGGUCCUCAAGGCAGUUGAUCAGCCGAUUUUCGAAACGCACAACCAAGUCGAUCCUGACACUUCUAUUAUGCAAUGUCCCAAGAUCCAUGCCGCUUAUGACGCCCUUCGUGACACCAAGGGUUUGCCAUGGCCCAAGCACCAUGAAAACAACGCUCAUGGAGAUCUUCUUGAAUGGCUUCAGGCAAUGUUUGGGUUUCAGAAAGAUAAUGUGUCCAAUCAAAGAGAACACCUCAUAUUGUUGCUUGCCAGCAUGCACAUAAGGCAGACCUCCAAACAUGAACAACAACCAAUGUUAGAUGACCAUGUGUUGGAUACAGCAAGGAACAAGCUAUUCAAGAACUACAAGAGAUGGUGCAAGCACCUUGGCCGCAAAACCAGCUUAUGGCUGCCCACAAUUCAACAACAAGUGCAACAGCGUAAGCUUCUCCACAUGGGCCUUUAUCUGCUCAUAUGGGGCGAGGCGGCUAACUUGCGGUUUAUGCCAGAGUGUCUUUGCUAUCUCUAUCAUCAUAUGGCUUUUGAAUUGUACGGUGUGUUGUCUGGAAAUGUGAGCCCAUCAACUGGUGAAAAUGUUAGACCCUUCUAUGGUGGCGAAGAAGAAGCCUUCCUGAAGAAAGUUGUGAAUCCUAUUUCCAAAAUCAUAGAGAUGGUACAUUUCUUUAUUUAA